Messenger RNA from Dipodomys ordii (Ord's kangaroo rat), 519 nucleotides. RefSeq names its product sperm acrosome associated 7 (gene Spaca7). The record is from RefSeq and is a predicted model, not a curated record. The transcript is spliced from 5 exons. NCBI's taxonomy places the organism in Eukaryota, Metazoa, Chordata, Mammalia, Rodentia, Heteromyidae. Bases 1 to 519 code for a protein of 172 amino acids. Gene Ontology annotation, cellular component: acrosomal vesicle.
AUGUCAGCAGCCACCAGCCGUUCCUGCCACCUGUUCCUGGGAACGGAACGAGCCUCAGGCCACAUCUACUUCCUCGGCCGACUCCACCGAAACCUGAACUCCAUCAAGACAGCACCACAGAGAAUGUUCUGGGAUCUCCAGAGGAGAAAGGGCGUCCAAGAUGAAAUUCUAAUCCAAGAGCUUUUGGACCCAAGCAAAUCAGCAUUUGAAACAGAGAGUACAGCAUCGACAUUGUCAACAAAACAAUAUUCUGGCAUCGAUGACAAUUAUCAAGGUGAUGGUGCUGAGAAUUAUCAUGAACUACUGGAAAGUUCAGAACUCUCUUCUGGCAAUGAGGAAAGAAACUAUAAUACUGGUAAAUAUGACCCACCAAUCCCCCUGCUGGAUUCAGAAGAAAAGAAGGAUCCAAAAAAUGAUCGAUAUGGCAGAUUAUCAAUCCUGGACAAAAUCCUUCAGAACAUAGGGAGAUCUUCAGGUAACCCGGGGCUGACAGGCAGCGGCUCAUCCUGGGAGGCCUGA